AUGGCAAAAGGGUUGGCCUUUGUAGCCUUGUCAUUGAUCAUAGGUGUUCUUCAAUCAGCAAAUGCGGAGGUUCCGGCCAUCUUCAUACUAGGAGAUUCUACAGUUGAUGUUGGGACCAAUAAUUACUUGCCUGAUAGUAAUAUAACGGCUAAUUUCCCGCACAACGGGGUUGAUUUUCCUUUCCAAAGAGCAACUGGAAGAUUCAGCAAUGGCCUCAAUACUGCUGAUUUUCUUGCUAAAUACUUUGGUUUCAAGAGAAGUCCAGUGAGCUUCCUGUCUCUAAACGGGACACUUGCUAUUAAGAAACGUAAAUUUAGGGGUGUAAACUUCGCGUCAGCUGGAUCUGGCCUUCUCGACAUUACCGGACAAACAUCGACCCAGAAAGCGAAUGUUGUCCCAAUGGGGGAGCAGGUAUACCAAUUCUCUAUGGUCUACAAUGAUCUAGUGGCAAGCAAAGGUACAUCCGAAGCACAAAACUUCCUCGCAAAAUCUCUUAUCUUCAUCAGCGUUGGUAGCAAUGACAUUGUGGGGAAUCACUAUUCGAAGAACCCGAUACCUAAAGAACAGUUCAUACCCAAUUUAGCAGUCGUGUACGAAAAGCACUUGAGGAACCUAAUUAGUUUCGGGGCAAGGAAGUUUGGCGUAAUAAGUGUUCCACCAGUCGGGUGUUGCCCAUCACAAAGGGUUUCGGCCAACGGUGAAUGUUUGAAGGAGUUAAACGACCAAGCCGAAGCUUUUUUUUCAACAAUGGACACCCUAAUGCGCAACCUCAGCUACGAAAACAAGGACAUUAAGUAUUCUCUUGGAAAUGCAUUUAACAUCACAAAACCCAUUAUUGAUAACCCUCAAAAUUCCAGUUUUACAGAUGUCAAAAAUGCUUGUUGUGGAAACGGUACACUUCCUUGCACUCCCUUAGCAAGCCUUUGCUCAAAUCGCCAUAAAUACUUGUUCUGGGACAUGUUCCACCCCACACAAGAUGCUUGCAGAUUGGUAGCUUCUAUCCUCUUCAUUGGUGAUUCAAGAUUCGCAACUCCUAUAAACUUUUCUCAACUAGCAGAGGCUUAA
Messenger RNA from Gossypium arboreum, 1065 nucleotides. Its product is annotated as GDSL esterase/lipase At5g55050-like. The transcript is spliced from 5 exons. Lineage: Eukaryota; Viridiplantae; Streptophyta; Magnoliopsida; Malvales; Malvaceae. Gene Ontology annotation, molecular function: hydrolase activity, acting on ester bonds. The record is from RefSeq and is a predicted model, not a curated record. Bases 1 to 1065 code for a protein of 354 amino acids.